Molecule: messenger RNA, 819 nt
Organism: Elgaria multicarinata webbii
Lineage: Eukaryota; Metazoa; Chordata; Lepidosauria; Squamata; Anguidae
Product: collagen alpha-3(V) chain-like
Exons: 5
Coding region: 1-642 (213 amino acids)
Molecular function (GO): extracellular matrix structural constituent
Source: RefSeq, a predicted model, not a curated record
AUGGACCACCUGGGCCAGGAACUGAAGCUGCUACAAGAUCCCCCGAAUGGCACCAAAGAAAAACCAGCCGCCUCCUGCAAGGAGCUUUUGCUGGCCCACCCCCACCUGGCAGACGGCUAUUAUUACAUAGACCCCAACCAGGGCAGCCCCCAAGACUCUUUCAUCGCGUUCUGCAACUUCACAGCAGGGGGAGAGAGCUGCAUCUCCCCCACGCAAAACCAGGUCCCUAUCAAGGCUUGGUUGAGAGCAUACACUUCAGAAGACACCUUCCAGUGGUUCAGUUCCCUUCCCGGCGGUUUCAUGCUGGAGUACCAAAGUUUGAGCACCGUCCAGCUUCGCUUCUUGAAACUUCACAGCACCUUGGCCACCCAGAAGGUGUCCUAUUCCUGCAGACCCCAUCCAGAGGGGCGAAAACUACAACUGGAAAAAGAGAUCAAGUUCCUUGCUGACUCCCGGGAUCAGAGUUACGUGACCACCCUUCAGGGAUGUACGCUGGACAACGAGUCUUCUGUCAUGGACACAAUCUUUCACUUCUCCACGGAGGACCUCACACUUUUGCCCCUGCGUGAUCUGACUGUGUAUCACAACGGUGACACCUCCCAUGAGUUUGGGUUUACAGUUGGGCCUGUUUGCUUUAGCUAAGAUUGGAGAGAGACCCCCGUGCAGACCCAGCUGGCUUUCAAAAACCAUGUCUCCUAUUUAUAAGUUCCUUGCCUCUAGCUGCAUUAUGCCACAGGCUGUGCUUCCGUCUGAAGGAUGGAGAAUAAUAUUUUAUGUUUACAAGGCUAUUGUUUGAAAGUUGCAUUUCUUUAUGAACAU